UCCAAUAUAACACCUUCCUCAACUUAGCUAGCUUGAAGACAUAGUAAUCAUUAUAUCUAACACAGAUAAUAAUAACUUAGCAACAUUUUUUCCUUCUUUCUUUCUUUCUAUACUUUUUGUGGUUCUGAUUAUUAAGUUCUAAGAGAAUAACAAUGGAGGGUGGAAGAUCAUCUGUUUCAAAUGGGAAUUGUGAGGUUCGGUAUAGAGGGAUUAGAAGAAGGCCAUGGGGCAAGUUUGCAGCAGAGAUUCGUGACCCUACGAGAAAAGGGACAAGGAUAUGGCUUGGAACAUUUGACACUGCGGAACAAGCUGCUCGAGCUUAUGAUGCUGCUGCUUUUCAUUUUCGUGGUCAUAGAGCAAUUCUCAACUUCCCAAAUGAGUACCAAUCUCAUAAUCCAAACUCUUCUUUGCCUAUGCCUCUAAUUGUGCCUCCUCUUUCUUAUUCUUCUUCUUCUUCUUUCACUUCUAAUUAUUCUGGUGAUGAUAAUAACCACCUUGUGAGACCUGGAGAAAUAAUGCAAGGUGGUGAUCUUGAUGACACUUUUGAGUUGGAGUACUUGGAUAAUAAGUUGCUCGAGGAACUCCUUCAGAUGCAAGAUAACAGACACUUCUACAAGUGAAAUAUAACACAAGCCAACCAGCUAGCUGAUCAAAGUUCUUCGAAAUGAGAUUGGACAUUUGUUAUUAUUGUAAGAACUCAGUUGUGAGAAUAAUAAGCGACAUGGAAAUUUAAUAUCCUUGUUUUGGUAAA
This is a messenger RNA of Glycine soja, 751 nucleotides long. Its product is annotated as ethylene-responsive transcription factor ERF098-like. The coding region runs from base 153 to 620 and encodes 155 amino acids. Gene Ontology annotation, molecular function: DNA binding; DNA-binding transcription factor activity. The transcript has 2 exons. Gene Ontology annotation, biological process: regulation of DNA-templated transcription; ethylene-activated signaling pathway. The record is from RefSeq and is a predicted model, not a curated record. Lineage: Eukaryota; Viridiplantae; Streptophyta; Magnoliopsida; Fabales; Fabaceae.